AUGGCUGUCACCCUUGACCACACUCAAGUCCACACUCUGCUUCUGCUCGAGUUCAAGAAGGGUCUCAACACUCAUGAUGCCGUGGAGGAUCUCAACAAGGCCUUCGGAAGUUCCGUGGUCACCGAGAGGACUGCUCAGAGAUGGUACGAACGUUUCUCCGAGGGCGACUUUCAACUCUCCGACCACUUCCAGCACCGUCUCGAUGAUGAGAAGCUCCGCAAGUUGAUCAAGGAGAAGCCCGGACUGGCUGCCGAGGAAUACGCUAGCGAAUUGGGCUUCUCUCCGGCUACUGUCCAGAAGCAUCUUCUCAACUUGGGCAAGUAA
Bursaphelenchus xylophilus (pine wood nematode) is the source of this 324-nucleotide messenger RNA. NCBI's taxonomy places the organism in Eukaryota, Metazoa, Nematoda, Chromadorea, Rhabditida, Aphelenchoididae. The record is from the annotation of a GenBank genome assembly.